Molecule: messenger RNA, 183 nt
Organism: Diversispora eburnea
Lineage: Eukaryota; Fungi; Glomeromycota; Glomeromycetes; Diversisporales; Diversisporaceae
Source: the annotation of a GenBank genome assembly
AUGGAAAAGGAAUAUCAAAAGAUGAAGCUAAAAUCUGCACUUUCUGAAAAUAUUUUUGCAAUGUGUAAUAUUGGUUUUGUUACGAUUGUGGUACAGGAUGGUGUUAAAGGAAUUGAAGCAGAUCAAGUGAAAUCAUUAGAAUGGUAUAAAAAAGCUGCAGAAGGUGAUUACAUUGAUGGCUAA